Molecule: messenger RNA, 769 nt
Organism: Eimeria maxima
Lineage: Eukaryota; Apicomplexa; Conoidasida; Eucoccidiorida; Eimeriidae
Exons: 2
Biological process (GO): translation
Cellular component (GO): ribosome
Molecular function (GO): structural constituent of ribosome
Source: RefSeq, a predicted model, not a curated record
AUGGACAUACAGCAGAAUAUAGGAGAAACACAGCCAUUGGCCUACCCUAGCAGCAGCAGCAGCAGCAGCGGCUGCAACAGCAACAGCAACAGCAACAGCAGCAGCAACUGCAGCAGCGGCUGCAGCUGCGCUGAUUGUGUUAGAAAUGUUGCUGUAGAUGGCCAUACAGCAGCAGAUGCAGGAACAGCAGCAGCAGCAGCAGCAGCAGCAGCAGCAGCUGCAGCAGCAGCAGCAGACGUAGCAGCAACAGACGUAUCUGCUGCAGACGUAACAGCAGCAGACGUAGAAGCAGACAUAACUGCAGCAGCAGCAACAACAACAACAACAGCAGCAGCAGCGGAAACAGAUGCAUCAGCUGCUGCAGCAGCUGCAGCUGCAGCUGCAGCAGCAGCAGCAACUGGAGAAGCAGCAGCAGCAGCAGCAGCAGCAGCAGCAAUAGAAGAUGUAGAUGAGGGUUUAGUAGGUGGUGACAAGGAAUCUGCUUCUUGUACUUAUUUGCUGCCAGCAAAACCACCACCAGCAGCAGCAGCAACAGCAGCAGCAGCAGCAGCAGCAGACAGCUGCAGCAGCAACAUGUUAACACCAGAAGAAGUUGCUGCUUAUGGUGUUUCUUACUCGAUGUUAUAUCCUGUAUUAGGACCACAUAAUUAUCCUAUCAAGGAUGUAUCUCGUUGGUCUCGUCGUAUGUUAUCUCCUGAUUCUUUUCGUCAAUUAAAAAGUUUAGCAUUUAAAUUAGAUUUAGAUAAAUUACCUAAAAGUUUAUUAAUAG